AUGCAUAGUUUUUGGGUUGGGAGGAGAGAGAGGAGAGAGAGGAGAGAGAGGAGAGAGAGGAGAGAGAGGAGAGAGAGGAGAGAGAGGAGAGAGAGGAGAGAGAGAAUGUGGGGGGGGGGAAUUUGGAUUUGGAUUGAUUUAGAUGAUGAUGAUGAUGAUGAUGAUGAUGAUGAUGAUGAUGAUGAUGAUGAUGAUGAUGAUGAUGAUGAUGAUGAUGAUGAUGAUUAG
Botrytis deweyae is the source of this 228-nucleotide messenger RNA. RefSeq lists its product as uncharacterized. The transcript has 2 exons. Lineage: Eukaryota; Fungi; Ascomycota; Leotiomycetes; Helotiales; Sclerotiniaceae. The coding region runs from base 1 to 228 and encodes 75 amino acids. The record is from RefSeq and is a predicted model, not a curated record.